Molecule: messenger RNA, 2967 nt
Organism: Spinacia oleracea (spinach)
Lineage: Eukaryota; Viridiplantae; Streptophyta; Magnoliopsida; Caryophyllales; Amaranthaceae
Product: oligopeptide transporter 4
Exons: 7
Coding region: 372-2627 (751 amino acids)
Biological process (GO): transmembrane transport
Molecular function (GO): oligopeptide transmembrane transporter activity
Source: RefSeq, a predicted model, not a curated record
UUUAAUUCACUCUUAUGUUAUGGAAGAUGAGUAGAGUUAGAUUGACUAUGUGAGAGAAUGCAGUUUGCUCUUUGCUGGGAUAACCCUGCUUUCUGGGCUGGUGUGGCAGUGGCUGAUCAGCAUAUCAAUCAACUAUCUGGCAAUCAAUCAAUCAAUUAUUUGGCAUCAAAUCUUGAUUACACUUUGAAUUAUUAGAUUCAAGUAACGAGGAGCUAUAUAUCAAUAAUAUCAUACCCCACAAAGUUCCAAAAUUCAAUCUUAUAUUACCAACUUAUUAAAGCUUUCCUACCACAAAUCCACAAUGCCAAGAUAACACAUUAACACCAACAGUCUCCCUUCCUCAGUUCUUAAUAAUUACUUUCCUCCAUUCCAUGGGUUCCUUAGAACUCCAACCCAUAACCCAAACACACCAACCCGACCCGGAAAAACUCAAACCCGACAUUGGUGAUGACUACAUAUCCCCGAUCGAGGAGGUCCGGCUAACCGUCACCAACACUGAUGACCCGACCCUACCAGUAUGGACCUUCCGGAUGUGGUUCCUGGGCCUCAUUUCUUGUGCUGUCCUCUCCUUUCUGAACCAGUUCUUUUCUUACAGGACUGAACCCCUGGUUAUAACCCAAAUCACAGUCCAAGUAGCUGCUCUACCCAUUGGUCGUUUCAUGGCCCAUGUCCUCCCUCAGACAGAGUUUAGAAUCCCCGGGUUUGGGACCCGGACAUUUUCGCUUAAUCCAGGCCCGUUUAACGUGAAGGAGCAUGUACUGAUAACCAUAUUUGCUAAUGCUGGAAGUGCAUCUGCUUAUGCUGUUUACAUAGUGGAUAUUAUUAAGGCCUUUUACAUUCGGAAGAUAUCAUUCUUUGCUGGUUGGAUUCUUAUUAUCACUACUCAGGUCUUAGGAUAUGGUUGGGCAGGUUUACUGAGGAAAUAUGUGGUAGAGCCCGCCCAUAUGUGGUGGCCUAGCACUCUUGUCCAAGUCUCUCUAUUCAGGGCCUUGCAUGAGAAAGAUGACAAAGAUGAGAUGCGCAUAUCAAGGUCAAAGUUCUUUAUAAUAGCAUUAGUAUGCAGCUUCUUUUGGUAUGCUGUUCCUGGUUACCUGUUCUCAACACUCACAAGUGUAUCAUGGGUCUGCUGGGUAUUCUCAAAAUCAGUGACAGCACAUCAACUAGGCUCAGGCAUGAAAGGCCUCGGUCUUGGAGCAGUAACACUAGACUGGUCUGCUGUGGCAUCGUAUUUAUACAGCCCGCUCAUAACCCCAUUCUUUGUCAUUGCAAAUGUUUGUGCAGGUUAUGUUGUCAUACUAUACAUCUUCAUUCCUAUAGCAUACUGGGGAUUGGACUUGUAUGAUGCUCGAAAGUUUCCUAUUUUCUCUUCACAUUUAUUCACAGCUCAAGGUCAACUCUAUAACAUUUCAAAGAUAGUCAAUGACAACUUUGAAUUAGAUCUAACCGAGUAUCAGAAACAAGGGCAGAUCCAUAUGAGUGUGUUUUUUGCAUUUAGUACUUAUGCCUUUGGAUUCGCCGCCAUAGCUGCCACUAUUACUCAUGUAGGUUUCUUCUAUGGAAGGGAGAUAUUUGAAAGAUAUCAUGCAUCGUACAAAAGCAAGGAAGAUAUCCAUACAAGACUGAUGAACAAGUAUAAAGAUGUACCAUCAGGGUGGUUCUACCUCCUCCUUGGCUUAACAGUAUCAAUUUCUUUUCUUCUCUGCAUCUUCUUAAAAGAUCAAGUUCAAAUUCCUUGGUGGGCUCUCCUCUUUGCUUGUGGCUUGGCAUUCAUUUUCACUCUUCCCAUAAGCAUUAUUACUGCCACAACAAACAUGGAACCCGGACUGAAUAUAAUUUCAGAGUACAUUAUGGGUCUUAUAUUACCAGGAAAACCAAUUGCCAAUGUGUGCUUCAAAGUUUAUGGUUAUAUGAGCAUGUCACAAGCUAUUUCUUUCCUCAGCGAUUUCAAGCUAGGACACUACAUGAAGAUCCCGCCAAGAUCAAUGUUUUUAGUUCAGCUAAUAGGAACCAUUCUUGCUGGUACCAUCAACAUCGCAGUAGCUUGGUGGUUACUCAAUUCAAUUCAGAAUAUAUGCCAGGAUAAUCUUCUUCCACCAGACAGUCCUUGGACGUGUCCUAGUGACCGUGUAUUUUUUGAUGCUUCUGUUAUAUGGGGGUUGGCAGGUCCUAAAAGGAUAUUUGGAGAUCUUGGAUCUUAUAAAGCCUUAAAUUGGUUCUUCCUCGGAGGUGCAGUAGGACCGAUUAUAGUUUGGAUCCUUCACAAGGCAUUCCCUAAGCAAACAUGGAUUCCAUUGAUUAACCUGCCAGUACUUUUCGGGGCUACAUCUUCGAUGCCACCAGCAACAACUCUCAACUACAAUGCAUGGAUCAUAGUUGGAACAAUUUUCAACUUGUUCAUUUUCCGUUACAGAAAGAAAUGGUGGCAAAGGUACAACUAUAUUCUUUCAGCAGCUUUGGAUGCUGGGGUUGCCUUCAUGGCAGUUCUGUUGUAUUUGGCAUUUGGUGUGGAGAAUAAAAGCUUGACUUGGUGGGGUACAGACGGCGAGCAUUGUAAUCUCGCAACGUGUCCAACAGCCAAGGCCAUAAUUGUUGAUGGAUGCCCUAUCUACUACGGAGUAGUAGUUUAGUAGUUCUUGAAUAUUUAUAGAAAAAAUGGAAAUAGAAUUUCCCAUACUACAGUUUGAUAGAAUUAUACAGCAUAUACUUGUCACAAGAUCUUGGGGAAGAAGAAGAACCCAUGUGUAACAGCAACAGAACAAGUUAAAAGAAAUGGUUUUUAAUUCUUUCGAGAAAUUUAGACCGCGUUUGCCACCCUAAUUUGCGGGGAUAACUGAACCGUAGAAUGUGGUGUUGUGCACGUUCCCUUCUAUUACAUUUACUACGUAUGUAAGAUUUGACAUCCCCAGUGUUGCACGAGAAAUGACACGUGAUCGACUGAAAAAAUUAAUAUAUUUACUACUUAUGUAA